CGCUGCACUCUCUCUCUCUCUCUAGAAAUGGUGCUCUGUAGUCUUUAUUCUACAAUGGAAAGCUGCGUUGGGAACAAGAGAAGCCGGGAAACCUCGCCGGAAGAGUCGCCUGAGGCAAAGCGUCUUCAUGCUGAUCUGAUCUAUGGUAUUCUCGAAGAAGACGAUGUCGAUGUGGAAAAUCGGGAAGCGGCGAGCUUGGAUUUGGCGACUGUGAUGAAAAGCCUCGAAGAGGAGAUCGCCUUGCCGCCGGAGGAGAACGGUGAAGCCAGCCAGGUAGAAAUCGAGUACUUGCUUGAGGCGUCGGACGACGAUCUAGGUCUGCCGCCGCCACCAGCUGCGGAGCUGUGGACGGAGGAGGAAGUUGAGCCGGCGGAGGGGUUUGGUCAGAUCUGGGGGUUUGAAGAGGAGGAAAUGGCGGUUUGUUAUGAAGACUUGAUGGAACUCGGUGUUCCGGCGGAGGCUUUUGGUCCGGCGGAUGACGAUGUGGCCCCAUCAGCCGCCGACGGCGGGAUUUUUAACUCUUCUGAUUUCUACUGGCGGCCGGAGUCGAUGCCGGCCCAGUGAGUGGAGAUUUUUUUUUUUGAAUUAAUUUUAACUCGAACAAUAUUGGCGGAGAUGGAAAGGGUAAAUUGCAGAAAAGGGCUUAAUUAAGUCUUUAAUUACACAAACGAUUAAGUAUCAUAUUGCAAAAUGAGUAAAAGAGUCGUUCUUUAUAACAAA
Molecule: messenger RNA, 720 nt
Organism: Dendrobium catenatum
Lineage: Eukaryota; Viridiplantae; Streptophyta; Magnoliopsida; Asparagales; Orchidaceae
Exons: 1
Coding region: 28-564 (178 amino acids)
Source: RefSeq, a predicted model, not a curated record